Molecule: messenger RNA, 805 nt
Organism: Epinephelus lanceolatus (giant grouper)
Lineage: Eukaryota; Metazoa; Chordata; Actinopteri; Perciformes; Serranidae
Gene: scpp9
Product: secretory calcium-binding phosphoprotein 9
Source: RefSeq, a predicted model, not a curated record
CACUGAUGAAAUAUUAGUACAAUAAUGCAAAAAAAUCAUUGUUAAUAACACAUGUUCCUUCUCCCUCUUCAUACAGAGACAGAGGAUGUUGGCGGCUAUGAAUGCAAUGAAUGGAGGAAUGAUGGGAGGUAUGGGAGGUCUAGGAGGGAUGGGAGGUAUGGGAGGUAUGGGAGGUCUAGGAGGGAUGGGAGGUAUGAUGGCAAACGGAGGAGUAAACCCUGGGAUGAUGGCUGGAGGCCUGAACCCACCCAUGGUUGCUGGUGGUGGGGCUGGUUUCAUCGGGCAGCCGCAGUUUGCUCAGUUUGUUCCUGGAGUUUCUGCUUAUGCUGCACCGGCCCCCAUUCCCCAAGUGUACGCUGUCCCUGCAGUCGGUGGGUUUCCUUAUAUGGGAGCUCCUCAGGUGGCACAAAUGGCUCCUCAGCAGCCUCUGAUGGGGAUCACGGGUGGUGCAGUGCAACAGCAGCCUCCUCUUCAGCCUGAUCCACUCAGAAGAUUCAGGCGUCAGAUUAUGAAACAGGACAACCCCUUGAAGACCACUGUGGAUACUCAGAUUCCAGCUCCUACUGGCACAACAACCACAACCCCUCCCUGCGACGAUCAUCAUGACGAUUAUUAAGAUGAUAAUCUCAACGAAUGAAUCAAUCAAACAUGCAAUGAUUACUGUGAUAAUAAAACUUGAAUGAUGUGAUUUUGUCUCGCUAAUCACCGAUGACUGUGGAAGCUGUGUGUGUGUUAUGUGUUCUUUUAAAACCAACUUCAGACUGAAUCAUAGUGAUGUACUGUUCAUGUCAACUAUCCAAUAAAA